AUGAAUGAAGAACACGACAACGCCAACUCCAACUCCGAGUCAUCAUACCGGCCUUCCAGUCCAGAUUUAUCAGGCUUCAUCAAUACCAACGCCCCACUGCCCAGACUAACCCGAAUCCCAAGCUACCACGCACCAGACUCAAAUUUCCCUUCGGGUUAUUCAUUCAGUCCACGAGGCAGCUACGACGCCUCGCCUUUCUUCUCACCUUCGACAGCGACAUCCACAACCCCUUCGACGUCGUACUUUGGCUCGCGUCCUCCAACCCAAAGCUCUCAGGUGAACCUUUCUUCGCACGCUUUCCGCACUCCGAGCCUGCCCGGUCAGACCUCAACUCAACAGUCUCCACUAAAUCAGUUUCGACCUUCAGGUCAGCCAUACAGUAGUCCACCGCCAUCCCACCACUACUCUCAUCGACCAUACCAAAUUCAUCCAGAACAGUCUUCUGUUCCCUUUCCACCUUACGGAGAGAUGCCUCGAACGCGGCAACAAAGAGCCGCUGAGGCACUGGGUCAGGCUCAAGACUACAGUCUCAACGCCCCAGGAAACGCCAUCCAGCCCAAGGUAGAGCAGGUUCAGCCAGUACAACCAGUCAUGCCCAUCGCCACGGCAGACCCUUCCUUUGGGAUCGACGUGAAGACCAAGUUCCCCGUUGCCCGCAUCAAGCGCAUCAUGCAAGCAGACGAGGAUGUGGGCAAGGUCGCUCAAGCUACACCCACAGCAGUUUCCAAAGCACUGGAGCUUUUCAUGAUCACCUUAGUCUCCAAGGGCGCGACCGAAGCAAGGGCAAACGGCUCGAAAAGAGUCACAGCACAGCAUCUCAAGGCUGCAUUGAUGAAAGAUGGUCAGUUCGACUUUUUGAACGACAUCUGCGAGGCCAUUCCUGAUGAAGGCUCCAAGAAAGGAGGGGCCAAGUCGGAGGCCAAGAGUGAAGAUAGCGAAGAAGACAUCAAGCCCAAAGGGAAGGGGAAGGGAGGCAAGAAGCGGAAAGCGGGGACUGACGAUGAAAGUGACUGA
Messenger RNA from Cladophialophora bantiana CBS 173.52, 1014 nucleotides. RefSeq lists its product as uncharacterized. Gene Ontology annotation, molecular function: transcription coactivator activity; core promoter sequence-specific DNA binding; RNA polymerase II general transcription initiation factor activity. Bases 1 to 1014 code for a protein of 337 amino acids. Gene Ontology annotation, biological process: positive regulation of transcription by RNA polymerase II; transcription by RNA polymerase II; negative regulation of transcription by RNA polymerase II. The record is from RefSeq and is a predicted model, not a curated record. The transcript has 2 exons. Lineage: Eukaryota; Fungi; Ascomycota; Eurotiomycetes; Chaetothyriales; Herpotrichiellaceae. Gene Ontology annotation, cellular component: nucleus; negative cofactor 2 complex.